GGUACAUACCGACCGCAUCGACCAUCUUGCCAGCCAACGACCUUGGUUCGAGCUAUACUUGCAAGCCAUCCUUGUGCAGCAUCUGGCUUCGACUUUGAAGUUGCAUGAUGUGUUCCGCCAAGAUCUCUAAGGCUCAACAUCGUGUCUACCUCUCAACUUUGUACAUCGGCAAGACCGAGCACGAGCUCAUUUCUACUAUCCGUACAGCACUCCAGAACAACCCCAGCCUGCAUGUGUCCUUUCUCACCGACUCACUCCGUGGAACACGUGAGACGCCAGACCCCUCAAGCGCAUCUCUCCUCGCACCUCUGAUUUCAGAGUUUGGCUCAGAGCGAGUUGAAGUGCGCAUGUACCACACACCCAACCUGACCGGCAUCCGAAAGAAGUAUAUUCCCCGACGUAUCAAUGAAGGCUGGGGUUUGCAACACAUGAAGUUGUAUGGUAUGGACGACGAGAUCAUCAUGUCCGGCGCAAACCUGAGUUCGGACUACUUCACCAACCGCCAGGACCGCUACCACCUCUUCCGCUCGAAAGACCUGACGGAUUACUUCGCCAAGGUUCAUGACGGGGUUGCAAAACUUUCAUUCGACAUCCAGCCAUCCUCCAAGGAAGGCUCGGGCGGCUACACCAUGACCUGGCCGACCAGCAACCCGGCCCCCUCCCCCCUCGACUCCCCUUCGCAAUUCAAAGCCAGUGCAGCCAAACACUUAAGCCACCUCCUCACCCCCUCCAACUCGCCACCCACGACCUCCUCCACACCAACCACAACGACAAUCUACCCUGUCCUUUCUCUCGUCCCGCUGCUAUCCACCUCUACCGAACUCCCGGCCCUCACCAAAAUCCUCACCGCGCUCACCCGCCCGCCCCUCACAAACUCGACCUGGACCUUCACCGCCGGCUACUUCAACAUGACGCCUGCCUUCCGGCGCCUCCUGCUCUCGACGCGACCCGCUACCGGCACCGUGCUUACGGCGCACCCGCACGCCAACGGCUUCUACGGCAGCAAAGGCGUCAGCGGGAUGCUGCCGGAUGCGUAUACGCACCUCGCGAAGACGUUUGUGCGGAAAGUCCGACACGAGGGGCUGGACGGGAGCGUGGCGCUGAAGGAAUGGAAGUACGGGCGCGUAGACCAGGAGGGCGGGUGGACGUAUCACGCCAAGGGGCUGUGGGUUUCGCUGCCGUCGGUGGCGGCUGGGACUGGUACUGCCGCUGCCGCGGCUACGGCUGACAGUGCUGCCGCCGGGACCCCGGAAGACCCAGUUCUCACCGUGCUCGGCAGCAGCAACUACACCAAGCGCUCGUACUCACUCGACCUUGAAGCCAACGUAGUUAUCGCCACGACGGAUGCGGGACUGCGGCGCCGUUUGGGCGAGGAAGUUGCGUGGCUGAAUGAGCAUGCGGCGCCGGUGGCGGAGGCGGACUUCGAGACACCGGAGCGGAAGGUCUCGCUAGGGGUCAGAUUGAGUAUGUGGGCUGUUCGAGUUCUGGGCGGGGCUCUCUGAAGGGGGAGUGAGGUUGGCUGGUUGUUCUAGUGUGGGCAGGAUUAGGAUGAGAUGCAGCGGCGGAGGUAGAAAGGUGCGCAGUGUAAGACUACGGAUGUACGCAGUGUGAGACUACACAUAUUCAUCCAUACAUCCAGCCAUUAUACAUCAAGUACAAUGACGUGUGUGCUAUGAGUACAUGUUGGUUGUGUGUCUAG
Molecule: messenger RNA, 1699 nt
Organism: Boeremia exigua
Lineage: Eukaryota; Fungi; Ascomycota; Dothideomycetes; Pleosporales; Didymellaceae
Product: CDP-diacylglycerol-glycerol-3-phosphate 3-phosphatidyltransferase-like protein
Exons: 2
Coding region: 105-1502 (465 amino acids)
Biological process (GO): cardiolipin biosynthetic process
Cellular component (GO): mitochondrion
Molecular function (GO): CDP-diacylglycerol-glycerol-3-phosphate 3-phosphatidyltransferase activity
Source: RefSeq, a predicted model, not a curated record